Aspergillus saccharolyticus JOP 1030-1 is the source of this 714-nucleotide messenger RNA. RefSeq lists its product as uncharacterized. The record is from RefSeq and is a predicted model, not a curated record. Lineage: Eukaryota; Fungi; Ascomycota; Eurotiomycetes; Eurotiales; Aspergillaceae. The coding region runs from base 38 to 271 and encodes 77 amino acids. The transcript has a single exon.
UACCUACUUACAUAUCUUCUUUCUUUGUUCGAUGUUAAUGGUGAAAAGGGGGGGGGGGACAUGCAGUGCGAUGCUGCUGUCCCUUGGGUCCUGCCUGAACCCAUGGAUCGACCCUCUUCCAUGUCACCGGAUUCCCAUCCAUCCUUUUAGCUUUCCCCAGCACAUCUCAAUGUCUCUCCACCAGAUGAUGAUGCAUUCAUCUUUCUCGCUUGGGCCCCUCAGCGGGAAGCCAGCCUCCUUGACGGCUAUGCCCCCUUUUCCUUCUCGUUAGCCUGUUGCUGUCAUCAACUCAUUCCCCCAUCCCGCCGCCCGUCAGCGUCGCUUAGCCAUGACUACAGUAUUUUGCGCUAGAACAUCCCUCGGGUCUCGAUGGAAGGGGACUUUUCUCAAUCUCGAUCUAAUUCCGAUAGAUUUAGGAUAGUCAGUCCGAAUCCUUCAGCCGCAAACACAAGUUCACGGCGGCCAAACCCCCAAGGAUGAUAUUCCAUCGAGAUCGGGGCCAGUCAGCUCGUGUUGGCGGUGCGAUGGCUUCUGGCCCUGGUUCUGUGUCUUCCCGGAGUCUGAAUCCGAGCGGUUAUGGAUCCGAAGUCAAAAGAAAGACAUCCCAGCAGCGACAAAGGACCAGCCGAAACCAGAAUCGGAGAAAAGAAAAGAAAAUAGAAGUAGAAGCAGGAAAUGGAAUAGCAAUAGAAGAAGGAGAAGCAGAAGACGAAG